AUGUCACCGUUUCGAAGACGCUCCUUGGUCGUGAAGCUUCUUCUCUUAGUCCCCCUGGUCUGGCUCGGUGCACUUAUCUAUUUUAACGUCACAGAUAAGGCAAGUUUUACGUGGUGUUCUUACGAAUUGAUGUAGUUUUUGGAAUUGUGUUUGCUUAAUUAUCUAAUAUGCCUCUGACUUGUGACGUUUCAGCCAACAGACUAUCAGGCCGAGCCUCAUGUUGCUCCAAAAGUCAGAGAACUCCAAGGGUUCGGGCCUCCAAUGGAGGUGCCCAAACCACACGAGGAAUCGGAAAAGGAGGAAGACAAUUCGAAUGACAAAAUCGUAAGCCUUCGAAAACGCAAAAAUAAUGUUUUCAGCCCGUUUUGCAAAAACCAAACAAGAAAUUAUUCGAUCAGAACUCACCGAUUUACAAAAAGGGAGAUCCCACUCAAGCCGGAGAGCUCGGAAAAGCCGUUAAGGUUAAUAAGAAUGUAAGUUGCAUUGUUUUUACAUUUUUUAUACUCAAAACUGCUUUGCCCAAGAUUUGGGCCUAAUUUUGGCUUUCCAAAACCACAGACGAUAAAAACGGCUAUAAAAUUAAUGGGUUUCGGGCCGUAAUACACACCAGUUUGGAUGGUAUUUUGAAAUUAAGAAGCGUUGGUUUUGACGUUGCAAUCCACGUUUUUUCAUACAAAAUCGGUUUCAGGAACUAACAGUGGAUGAACGAAAGCAAUACGAUGAAGGAUAUAAGAACAACGCUUUCAAUCAGUAUGCCUCAGACAUGAUCUCCAUCCACAGAUCCCUCCCUCCAGCUGCCGAUCAAGAAUGCACCACCGAAGUUUACGCUUCCGGACUUCCAGAUACCUCAGUUAUCAUCUGUUUCCACAACGAGGCCUGGUCGGUUCUUCUUCGGACAGUUCACAGUGUACUCGAGAGAACUCCAUCUCAAUAUCUGAACGAGAUUAUCUUGGUUGAUGACUUUUCUGAUAUGGAACACACCAAGAAACCGUUGGAAGAAUAUAUGGCCCAAUUUCCAAAGGUUAAAGUUCUGCGGUUGGAUAAAAGGGAAGGUCUGAUCCGAGCUCGACUUCGAGGUGCUGCUGUAGCCAAAGGAAAGGUCCUUACUUACCUCGAUUCUCAUUGUGAAUGUAUGGAGGGCUGGCUGGAACCUCUCCUCGACAGAAUUCAUAAGAACUCAUCGACUGUUGUGUGUCCUGUUAUCGAUGUAAUCGACGAUGACACCUUUGAAUAUCAUUAUUCCAAGGCAUUCUUUACAAACGUCGGAGGAUUCGACUGGUCCCUUCAAUUUAAUUGGCAUCCAAUCCCUGAAAGAGAUCGUCGCGACAGGAAACGGGCAAUAGAUCCCGUGAGGUAGGUUAGAAAAUGAUUAAUCUAUUGUGCCGUUUAGAUCACCAACAAUGGCCGGGGGUCUUUUUGCCAUCGACCGUGCGUACUUUGAGAAACUUGGAACAUACGAUCCGGGUUUUGAUAUCUGGGGUGGUGAGAAUCUGGAGUUAUCGUUUAAGGUAAGGUAAAUCAUAUAUUUUUUUAAUAGAGGGAUCGCAUAUAUGUUUUUAUUGUAGAUCUGGAUGUGCGGAGGCCGAUUGGAGAUCGUUCCAUGUAGUCAUGUCGGUCACAUAUUCAGAAAAAGGUCUCCCUACAAAUGGAGAACGGGCGUCAACGUUCUCAAAAGGAAUUCGAUCCGAUUGGCUGAGGUUUGGUUAGAUGAUUAUAAGAAAUAUUACUACGAAAGGAUAAACAAUAAUCUGGUUGGUCCCGUUGUGCAGUAUUUGACUCUUGGUUUAGGGCGACUUUGGAGAUAUCAGCCAACGGAAGUCUCUCAGAGAUCGUUUGGAAUGCAAAUCCUUCAAAUGGUAUCUGGAUAACAUUUUCCCUGAACUGUUCGUUCCUGGCGAUGCCGUAGGAAGAGGAGAGGUAAGUGCUUUCAGCGUGCUUUGGGGUGUACUUUGUUUUAAUUUCUCUCUUCUUCUUUGUCUGUCAUCGUAUUUUCCAUGUUUUCUACGUUUCCUUCUCGUACUGUGCUUGUAUUAUCUGUGACUAACGCACCUUUCCCUUUGUUUUCUUGUUUUGUGCAAAUGAAGCCUGGUUCGGUCCCUGAGGUCGGCUUUCUGAUGAGUUACCGCAAUUUAAGGGGCUUUUCUGUCCAUUCACGCACAUAGGAUGAAUACUUUUGUGAAGAACAAUAUCCCUACUGCUGAUCCGGAGCUUUCACUUCCCACUAGAGGCCUUCGUUUUCUUGAUUGGGGCAAAAGAAGGGGGAAUUUUAAGCUAUAAUUAAAGCAGCGGGGUAAUUGUGAUACUUUAGGUUCGUAAUGGGGCUGACCUGAAACCGAGCCGGUGCUUAGAUAGUGCAGUCGCACGGCGUGCCAAGAAUAAGCCAGUCUCUUUGUUCAAUUGUCACAACCAAGGAGGCAAUCAGGCGAGUUUUUCACUUGUUCUCACUUUCAGAUCCGCAACAGCGGCGAGACGGGCAAUGCCAAGUGUGUGGACAGUGCGGCCGAUGAGGAACAUUCGGGCAAACCAGUCGUGCCCUACACUUGCCAUAGCCAAGGGGGCAAUCAGGUACCCAUAGCGGGAAGACCAACCCCAUACUUAAUAUUCUCCACCGUUCGGAUGCACUUUUUGCGUGUUUUAUUAACAUUUUCGCCCUGUUGGUUGGGUUACUUCAAAGCUACUUAGUUUUACAUUUAAUGGAGUUAUUUUCUUAUGUAACCUGUUAGUACCGUGUCUUGAUGGCUGUGAAUCUCCAAAAGAUGUCUUGUACAAUUUAUGCCUUCCAAAUUCCUUGUGGUGUCUUUUCCAAUCGUAUUUCUGUCUUGUUUUGUCUUCAACUGGGGGUCUAAGGAUAGUAUAACGGUUAAUCCAUGCUCAUAUAGGUACGGAACAAGGGCGGUGGAUCCAAACAAUGUUUAGAUUGGGCGGCCCAUGGUAAUAAAAAGAAAAAUGUCGGCCUAUAUUGGUGUCAUAGUCAGGGCGGAAAUCAGGUAAACCACAAGAAAGGUGCAUUCGACGGAAAAAUUACGGUUAUUUAUGUGCUAAUCUCCUUGUUUUUAGUAUUGGUUAUACAGCAAAGACGGAGAAAUUCGAAGAGAUGAGAGCUGUAUUGAUUAUGCCGGCAAAGAUGUGAUCAUCUUCCCAUGCCAUGGAAUGAAAGGAAACCAGGAAUGGAAAUACAAUCAUAAGGUAACGUAACAAUCCUUGGAAUAUAAAGUUCUUAGUUGCAUCAACUUCUCCAUGUUGUAAGUGGCAAAUGUCUGGAGAUGUCAAGAGAUGGCGCUCAACUCUUGAUGAAGGCCUGCGACACCAGCAACCAGUACCAGCACUGGACCUUCCAGGAGUAUGACGAAGACCGGGCCCGCCAAUAUGGUCUCAUCUAA
This is a messenger RNA of Bursaphelenchus xylophilus (pine wood nematode), 3380 nucleotides long. The record is from the annotation of a GenBank genome assembly. NCBI's taxonomy places the organism in Eukaryota, Metazoa, Nematoda, Chromadorea, Rhabditida, Aphelenchoididae.